This is a messenger RNA of Punctularia strigosozonata HHB-11173 SS5, 1395 nucleotides long. Its product is annotated as prephenate dehydrogenase. Gene Ontology annotation, molecular function: prephenate dehydrogenase (NAD+) activity; NAD+ binding; prephenate dehydrogenase (NADP+) activity. Bases 1 to 1395 code for a protein of 464 amino acids. The record is from RefSeq and is a predicted model, not a curated record. Gene Ontology annotation, biological process: L-tyrosine biosynthetic process. Lineage: Eukaryota; Fungi; Basidiomycota; Agaricomycetes; Corticiales; Punctulariaceae. The transcript has 6 exons.
AUGGACCCUGAACCGAGCGAUCCGCCGGAUCUUCAACCUACCAUCGGCUUGAUAGGCAUGGGCGCAAUGGGAAAGAUGUACGCGCACUUCCUCUCCGCAGCUGGUUGGAAGAAGAUCCACGUUUGCGAUCGGCCCCCCCAUUAUGAAUCUCUAAGACUGGCGUACGAUGGGGUACCUGGUAUCACGGUCCUUCCGGAUGGGCAUCGGGUAUCUCGCACGUCGGAUUUCAUCAUGUACUCGGUGGAGGCGGAGUUCAUAGACCGCGUGGUUGCAGAAUACGGACCUUCAACGAAGGUCGGAGCGAUUGUUUCCGGACAAACUUCAGUGAAAGCGCCGGAGAAGGCAGCCUUCGAAAAGUACUUGCCCGAGGACGUUCAUAUCGUGUCUUGCCAUUCGCUUCAUGGUCCUACGGUCUCUCCCACUGGGCAACCCCUUGUUUUGAUCAAACAUCGCGCUCCGGACUGGGCCCUCACGCUUGUUGAAAGCAUCUUGAGGCCGCUAGGGUCCCGUUUCGUCUAUUUGUCGUACGAAGAUCAUGACCUCGUGACUGCUAAUACCCAGGCUGUCACACAUGCGGCUUUUCUGAGCAUGGGAACUGCAUGGUCGAGCUCCCUAUCGUAUCCUUGGGAGCACGGUUACUACGUGGGCGGUAUCGAAACAGUCAAGGUCAACAUCAUGCUUCGGAUCUACUCCAAUCAGUGGCAUGUUUACGCUGGACUAGCCAUCUUGAAUCCUUCAGCUCGACUGCAAAUUGACCAAUACGCUCGUAGCGUUACAGAACUGUUCAAGCUCAUGCUCGCCGGAAGUGAGGCUGCUCUUCGCGAUCGCGUAUAUUCAGCGAGGGAUACCGUGUUCCCCUACAGCCGAAACGGAAACUCCAGCCGUAGCCCGAUACUGUUGUCCGAAGACGUACUUGACCAAUUCAGUCUGGGCAAGAAGUCGUCGGUUGGAGGUACGACGUCGCCAUCGUAUGGAACAGAUCAAAGCAACACGUCGCCAAAGGAGUUUCGACCCCCGGCAAAUUCACACCUCUCCCUCCUCGCGAUGGUAGAUUGUUGGGCUCAUCUCGGCAUACAGCCAUUCGUCCAUCUCGAACUCGCCGCAACGCCCAUCUUCCGAAUGUGGCUCGGUGUGGCGGAGUCAUUGUUCUGCUCACAGGAACGACUCGAUGGUGCCAUCCACGCGGCAGUGCACGACGUGUCUCACCGGUCCGAUGACCUUGAAUUUGUCGUAGCAGCUCGCGGGUGGAGUCAAUGUGUUUCCUUUGGGAGCUUCGAGUUGUACAAACAGCGAUUCACGCAGACUGCUUCGUUCUUCAGCACGCGGUUCGAGGAGGCUACCAAAAUUGGAUCGGCUAUGUUACAAACUAUCAUGGAAAGCGAGAUCAAGCAUUAG